Hibiscus syriacus is the source of this 1024-nucleotide messenger RNA. RefSeq names its product mitochondrial outer membrane protein porin 1-like. The record is from RefSeq and is a predicted model, not a curated record. Gene Ontology annotation, biological process: monoatomic anion transmembrane transport. The transcript is spliced from 5 exons. NCBI's taxonomy places the organism in Eukaryota, Viridiplantae, Streptophyta, Magnoliopsida, Malvales, Malvaceae. Bases 43 to 777 code for a protein of 244 amino acids. Gene Ontology annotation, molecular function: voltage-gated monoatomic anion channel activity. Gene Ontology annotation, cellular component: mitochondrial outer membrane.
UUCAAAUCCGGUGUUUAAAAGCUUGAAACACCAGAUUUUAUCAUGAAUCCUGGUUUAUACUUUGCCAUAGGCAGAAAAGCUAGAGAUGUUCUUUACAAGGAUUAUGGUCGAGCUCAACAACAUCAGCCACUACAUGGUCGAUACCAAAGUUAUGAUUGGAGUUUUAAUUUCUCAUGUCAACUUGAAGAGGUUUUACCGGGAUUGAACACGGUUUUUAGCGUUAUCAUUCCGGAUUCGAGCAAGGCAGAACUGCAAUACUUGCGUGAGUGUGUGGGAUUUAGUGCUGGAUUAGGGAUGAAGGCAAACAAACGAAACGGAUUCGAUCCGAUUGCAAACAUCUCCGGUGUAAUAGGAAGUUCUUUUUUCUCACUCGGAGCCGACGUGGGCAUUGAUCUAACGAAAAGGAAACUCGACCAAUUCAGUGCUGGUUUUAGCUUGGAUUGUGCCUUACUUGUUGCUUCCUUGACCCUGAGUGAUGAUUUUGACAGCUUAAAAGCAUCGAUUUACCAUCCCCUGAACCCCCCGACGAGGACCGGAGUCGCAGCCGAGUUGAAGCAUAGGAUGUCGGAGGAGGCGACCACGCUUACACUCGGAGCGCAGCACGCACUGUUACCAUUUACAUUGGUGAAGGCCCGUAUGAAUACUGAUGGCAAAGUCAGUGGCGUUCUUCGGCAGGAAAUUUGGCAAAAGCUGUAUGUCUCGGUUUCCGGGGAGCUGGAUUUAAGGGACCAUAAUAGUAUUCCAAGAAUUGGAGUUUCAAUGGCUGUCAAGCACUAGAAUAUACAAUCUAAGUUGAUUCUGUUGCCAAAAAACAUAGUAUUUACUAAGAAAUGGUGGGAAUAUGCAUACAGAUUCCUUUGUAUUAUUGAUAAAUAAUGUGAAAGAAAAAUCAAAGUUGGUGGAUGUUUUUUCGAUGAGGGAUUUCAUCAGAAGUAAAGCCAUAUUGAGCAUGCAGCUGCUAAUGUUUUGCAGUUAAAAAGAAGUGUUCAUAUGGAGAAGAGACAAGAUUUGCAGUGAGAGGAAG